ACACGUAUGAUGUUCAUCAUACGCAGUGUCAUUCGUCAAGUUGUGCAAGAGUUAUCAUGUCAAGUAUUGGUUCGGCUUGAUUGGUGAACAGAUUAAAAGUGCAGUUUCUUUGUGCGCUUGUUGUUGUUGGCUAUAGAUUAAGUGGGGUUUUUCCGUUAUUAUCGCUGUUGUUUGUGCUCAAUAUUAAAUGAAUGCUGAUAAAUUUGUUUAAUUUGUAAUUGAUCUGGAAAGCGUUGUGUGCAAAAAAAAAAAAAUAAGAAUAAUAAUGAUAAAAAAUAUAUAAUUUUAACUCAGGAGUUGUGCAGCAGCGUCUGUCAGUAGCAGACCAAGUCGGUUAUAAUAUUCUCAAAACGCUUAAUAUAUAAAAAAUCCACAAAAAAAAUAGACUAAAAAUGAAAAGCAUCGUUUGGUUGAUUUAUGUGAGCAGCAUAGUCAUCAUGCGAAUCCAAGCUGAGGAACAUUCAGCGAUGUGUUCUUUUUGUGUGGACCCCGCUACACCAAAAUGUGACACAGACAAUACAAAGCUGGACAGACAAAUCGAUUGCAAUGAGCAAGCAUGUGUUCUAGCUAUGGAGAAAGAAACAGAUUACGUAUGUAUUUUGGAGGGUAAAAACAAACAGAGUUCUCAACUAGAAGCCGGAGUUAUAGAAGAGCAAUCGCAAGCAACCGUACUACCUGUGCCAUUAGCUUUACAAAUGGUGACAACUGAGACAACUGAGGGUGUGCCAGAUACAACGAAAGAGGUUGACCAUCCCGCAGAUAUUGGUGACAAUGGUAAUGCAGGAGCAGAGGAUAAUGUACAAGUUGAGGAGCAGCAUGCAGCUGUCGAGCCAAUCAAAGCUCAAGAAGAAAAUAGUGAUGCCAAUGACAAAUCCUCGGAAAAAGUGAAAGAACCGCAGCCAGUUGAAACUGAACACAAUGAAGAUCAGGAGACUGCGGCUGGUGUAGAGCAAAUAACGAAUGUCGAUGGUAAUGAUGGUGAAGAUGUGGCUGACGUGCAACCAAUGGAACAAGAAACAGCAGCAGAGCCGGAAAAUGAAGGACCAUCACCGGAUUAUCCUGCUGAUGCACCAGCCAUAAAUGAGGGUGAAACAAAUGCAGAAGUUCAGAGCCCCACUGCGACUGCUGAAAAGCCGGAAGACUCGGAGCAAACAUUACCGCAGGAAACAAAUGAUAUUAUUGAAGCUGUUGAUGAGGGUGAUGUGAAUAAGGACACGGAUACGAAUAAAGACGAAGUAUCGGUAAACAAUUAUGACGAACAAAAUGCCAUGAAUGGUGGUACAACUGCUGUGGUGGAACACGGUGACGGUCCAGAGUCGAAUACGGGUGAGCCCGAAAAACCCGAAGUCGACAACGCUGAAACACAGGGCGUUGAAGCCAGUGAUGCAGCAAAUGCUCCACCAACUGUUAUGGUGGACAACAUUUCGCCGCCAGUGAAUGCGAAUCAACUCUUGAGCUGCUACUCCUGCAGCAGCACUACGGAUGCAAAGUGUGCGCCGGGUCCUGGUAGAGCGAUGAACUGUCAACCAAUCGAAAACAAACAGAAUGGUUGCUACACGCUGUACAAGGCUGACACAAAUGUCACCACACGCGGCUGCAUUUCUGAACUCACCAACGAAGGCCUCAAAUACUGCAAGGCCAACUCAAAACAAUGCAUUUUGUGCUAUGAGAAGGCUUGCAACAACCUCUUGGCGCCUUCGGCUGCUAUCCAAAACACUUCACAGUUAAGCCUUUGGUUGGGGCUGGCAAGUUUUAUGUUGGCAACAUUUAUGCUUUAAGCUAAAUAAUGAUAGAAAAACGUGUUUGCAAAAUUUUAAUGAAUUUAAGCUCUAUGUAUAUACAUUUUAAUUACUUUUUACGCAAAGUGUGUAAAUCCAAUGUGAAAUAAAUAAAAAAUUUUUUU
Molecule: messenger RNA, 1903 nt
Organism: Bactrocera dorsalis (oriental fruit fly)
Lineage: Eukaryota; Metazoa; Arthropoda; Insecta; Diptera; Tephritidae
Exons: 5
Coding region: 393-1778 (461 amino acids)
Source: RefSeq, a predicted model, not a curated record